GUCUAAGAAAGUCUAAGUACUCCUUUCAGAAAUAAUAAUUGUAAAUCUUCAUUAACACAGUAUUACGAGACUACCUCGAAAUUCUUUAUUUCAUCUAAUGAUUAUCUGUAAAAGUAAAUGUGUUUUCUCAUAUAUCGUAAACAUCGGCGUUUUUUAGUAGAAUAGCAACGUGUUUCCGUGUUUAUCAGCGGUUGAUAAUGUCGCUGGAGGGUGUAGAGUGUGUGCGGGUGAAGGCGGAGCCCCCGUGGGAGUACACAGAGCUCGAGCAGCCCGAGGCACAGGCGACGCUCACAUAUACGGUGAAGGUAGAGCCCCAAUGCCCCCAAUCGGAGAGCGAGGUCGCUUGUGGCGUGAGCGAUGCCAGCCUGCAGCUCAAACAUGAGGUGAAAGAGGAAAUUGAAAUUGAAGUUGGCCCUGAGGAGUUCCAUCAAUCCAAAGUCUGUCGUUUGCUUCCGCGGGAGUUAGCUAGCCUAUAUACGCAUGAGCAAUCCGGUACGUUGAUGGCAGAGGUUAAGACAGAACCUGAAGAUGAUAUUUGUGACAGUAAGACACAUGCCAGCUUGUACAAAGUUCAUGAGAGUGCACAGACCAGGCAUGUAGACUACAUGGUGAAGGUUGAGGAUGCAUGUGGGGUGAGUGCCGCGCGAACAGGCGAAGACGAACUUGUUGGCCCGGAGGAAUGCCAGAAGCCCAAAGAGAUUUUAAUGUCUCCAGGGCCAAUUCAACGUGAAGACCGAAGGACGAAACAAGGCUCGAAAUCUUUACGGAUUAGCAAAAAACGAAAGCGAAAACAUGAAGAAACGGCGCAACCAGACUCGCAAUUUUCAAUUCUUCGAAAAACACUUAUUCACGGGAAAAGUGCAGACGAGAACCCAUAUAAAUGUAACUAUUGCAAUUACUCUAGCACUAAUAAGAAUCAUGUAAAAAAUCAUAUUGUGACGCACACUGGAGAGAAACCAUACAAGUGUGACUACUGUACUUACACUUGCGCCAGGACUGGUGAUUUGAACCGUCACAUGAAAAUACACACUGGUGACACUUUUAAAUGCGACUACUGUACUUACGCUUGUGCAAGUAAGCGACUUCUAAAACAACAUUUAUUUACUCACGGUGAUAAACCCUACAAAUGUAAACACUGCAACUACGCUGCAAACAAUGCGAGUAAUUAUAACAAUCAUAUGUUGAUACACACCGGUGAAAAGUCUCACCAAUGCAGUUACUGCUCUUACUCCACUUCCCGAAGAACCGAUUUAAUAUGUCAUAUCAGAAUACACGUUGGUCUAAAGCCUUACAAGUGCGAUCAGUGUGGUUAUGCUAAUGCCAAAUUAGGUAAUUUAAGACAUCAUAUGAAGAUACACACUGGAGACACACCUCAUAAAUGUGAGCACUGUGGUUAUGCUACCGCGUAUAAAAGCAAUUUAAAAGCCCAUAUGAAGAGAGUACAUAAAAAUUACUUACCUUCGUCUGAAUAAGGUGGCCCGUUCAGUUUUUUUGCGAACACACUAGUGUUUUACAUUUACACCGACCGAAAUCAAAGAAUAAAUAAUAAUACUAUCUUACAGAAAUGACAGUUCCUACAAAACCGAAGUUCGACAGCGAUUCACGGACAAAUCAUGCUGUCUCUUUCUAUUUUAUGCUACUAUCCCUUUCGGCUAUUUAGGGUUGUCAAAAUUCAAGUCAUCUGUGGUUGUGCAUACAAAGGGACGUGAAGUUGUACCAACCCUAAUAAUUGCUCGGAGCAAUGCUGAGCCGAAUGCAGCCGAGAAUGCCCGAACGCUCUUGUGUCUCGCCACUGCCGAAAUGAACUAAAAUAACUAAAGUCUGUCUGUCUGAGCUCAAAAAUGACCCCACAGGAAUUGUGCCGCGAGCGACUCAACUACAAAACAAAAAAAAAAAUCAAAAAAAAUCAGUCGAAUUGAGAACCUCCUCCUUUUUUGAAGUCGGUUAACAACUAAGAAGAUAUGGACUCAACCAUACAUCGAGCCGCUUCACAUCGACGAAUAUUACAACCUUUUGUCUCGUCUUGUCGGGGGCACGGCUGUGCCCCCAGAUGCCGCGCAAGGGGUUUGGCAUAUAGAAUCUUAUUUUAGCCAAACAACACUUAUUGGCCAAUCACGUCUUUCUGAAUAGCGGGAAAUUGUGCAAUACUAUCAUCCAAAGCAAAGAUAUGGAGUAUAUGCCGGCAAACAUCCAUUGACGAAGAAAUGGAGACACGGAAAUGGAUAGAACAUACUAUUCGAAGAUGGGAAACUAAUAACGCUACCAUCGCUUUGGAUUGGAUACCGCCGGACGGACACCGUGGCUCCGGGCGCCCUGUACACUUCGGGCAACGGUCCGUCCUAAGUGAUCUACGAGCGGUUGAGCUGGAGCGAGGCCAGAAGGGUCGCUGAAGAUGAUGAUGUUCGUGGCGUGGCGCGACCUUGUGAAGGCCCUUUGCACCUCUGGGGUGCCUUAGAACAACAACAACCAUUCAAAGCUGCGCGCGAUGGGCGGAGGUAUAUUAAUGGAAAAGAGAUAUAGGGAUGACUUUUAGUCAAGUCAAAAAUAUACUAGGAGCUUUGUUUAGGUGUAUAUAUUCCGUCGCGGGCUAUAUAAAGUCAAGUUAAAUACUGGAUUUGGUGGGAUCGAGUGCUAUGAGCGUAUAAAAUAAACAAUUUGGUUUGGAAGUAA
This is a messenger RNA of Cydia pomonella (codling moth), 2670 nucleotides long. Its product is annotated as zinc finger protein 431-like. Gene Ontology annotation, molecular function: DNA-binding transcription activator activity, RNA polymerase II-specific; RNA polymerase II cis-regulatory region sequence-specific DNA binding. Gene Ontology annotation, cellular component: nucleus. The record is from RefSeq and is a predicted model, not a curated record. The transcript is spliced from 3 exons. Gene Ontology annotation, biological process: regulation of transcription by RNA polymerase II. Lineage: Eukaryota; Metazoa; Arthropoda; Insecta; Lepidoptera; Tortricidae. The coding region runs from base 198 to 1472 and encodes 424 amino acids.